UCAGCAUCAGAGCAAGAGCGAACGCGCACGCAGACGGACACGGACACGGAGCACGGAUAAAACGGGCGAAAGACAAGAAAAACCAGGCAGCACAAGAAUAGAAAGCUCAAGUGUGAUGUGUGAAAAAAAGUGCCACAAAAGUAGUGUAAAACAGUGUGACCAGCAAUGACAAAAACCUAAGCAGACUCAAUUAACUGUGAAAACCUGCUGCACACACAGGGUCCCACACCCCCACAAGGUGAGAGUGUAGAAGAAAGCCAGAGAGCCAAAGAGAGGUGAAGGUGAAGCUAAAGGAGAAGCGCGAACAAUUUGUUGAAUACAACGGGACCGCCGCAAAGGAAAAAGCGAAAGUGAAAGCCAAAGAAAUCUGAACUAAAUUGUAUUACGCCAAAACUAAACUGAAAACUAACGGAAAAUUCCAAGCGUGCCCAAACAAACACUAACAAGAAGUAAAAAAGGGAAGAAAAUUGGCGGCGCAAAAGUUAAAAGGGACAAAGACGAUUAAGCAGCUUGCCAAGGACGAGGACCAACUGCCCGAAAGAUAUUUCCGCAGACGGGACGACAUCGCGCUGAAAUUGCGGCUCUAAUAGAGCAGAGGCCAACACGUUCCGUGUAUAAUAUUUGAAAUCAAAGCGUUAGGGUCCAACCAUGACGGCGCUGUACGUGAAUCACAAGCUCAACAUGCGCACGACGGCUGUCAAGAUGAAGCGGAGCCCACAUCCUGCCAUCCCCAGCCCCGGACCCACUGCGAUCCCAACUCGCCAUCCAAGUCCAAGUCGAACCCGAAGUCGAAGUCCAAGUCCAAGGCACAGUCACAUUUACAGUUACAGUCACAGUUCGAUUCGCACGCCCAGGAAGCCCGGCAAGUGUCACGGCCAACCGGAAGUGGAAGCGGAUUCGGAUUCGGAUACGGAUUCCAAUUCGGAUACGGAUUCGGAAUCGGAAUGGGGCAGGGCCAAUUGAAGGAGGCGAGUUCUGCGACGACACAAACUAAGAUAAUUCAAUCGCGUUUUCUACACAUUUACGGUUUACUUUGCCUCGGUUCCCUGAUGGCUUGCAUUAAAACUAUCGCCGCCUCAAUUGCGCAGCCAACGCUUGCGGAAGCGAAUGUACAGGAUCGGGAUAAAGAGCGGCAAGCGGAAGCGGAAACGGAAAAGGAAGCGGAAAAGGAAAAGGAGACAGAGAAGGAAGCGGAAACAAAGGGGGGAGCGGAACGGGAGGCGGAUGCCCGCAUCAUGGCAACGGGAAUUUGCAUUAUAAGACUGAUAACAUUAAAGAGAUUUCUAGAGAAUUCCACAACCGACGAACACAAUCAAAGGCGCCAGCAAUCAGCAACGUCAGCAACGUCAUCGGCGUCAUCGGCGUCAUCGGCGUCACCUGUGUCACCGGCAACAGCUGGAGGAGCCAGCAGCCCGCGGCGGAGACACCUCCAUUACCCGGGACACCCGGCGGGACACGCGGCAGGACACCCGGCACACCCGGAGGCGGGCACCCUGCUCCUGCUGCUGUUGCUCACCAGCCUCUGGCCGGAUUGCUGCGAGUGCCUCCACGGCGGCAGCAACACCGUGAAGACCAAGUACGGCCUGCUCCGGGGCAUCGUCGUCCGCUCCUCGCCGCUGGUGGAGGCCUUCCUGGGCAUCCCCUACGCCUCGCCCCUGGGCAGUCUCAGAUUUAUGCCCCCCAUAACACCCUCGACGUGGAAAACGGUUCGCAGCGCGGAUCGAUUCUCGCCGGUCUGUCCGCAGAACAUCCCAAUACCGCCCAAUGGACCGGAGGCGCUCCUCGAGGUUCCCCGCGCCCGCCUCGCCCAGCUGCGCCGCCUGCUGCCGCUGCUCAAGAACCAAUCGGAAGACUGCUUAUACCUUAAUAUCUAUGUGCCCUACGAGACGCGCCGCCUGAGACGAAAUACCGAUGAUGCUGCUGGCGAACCGAAGACCAAGUUGUCCACUGUGGUGUUCAUUCAUGGCGAAUCGUUCGACUGGAACUCAGGGAACCCCUACGAUGGCUCCGAACUUGCUGCCCACGGCAACGUCAUCGUCGUGACAAUCAAUUUCCGUCUGGGGAUCUUCGGAUUCCUGAAGACUGGCGGCAAGGAGAGUGCCCAGGGAAACUUCGGGCUGAUGGAUCUGGUGGCGGGUCUCCACUGGCUCAAGGAAAACCUGCCGGCAUUCGGCGGAGAUCCGCAGAGCAUCACACUUCUGGGUUACGGAACUGGAGCGGUGCUGGCCAACAUCCUGGUGGUUUCCCCAGUGGCGAGUGAUUUAAUACAGCGUACAGUUCUGGUCAGCGGCUCUGCACUUUCCCCAUGGGCCAUUCAGAAAAAUCCGCUCUUUGUGAAGCGGCGUGUGGCGGAGCAGACUGGCUGCCAUGGCGACAUGUUGUAUGACGACCUGGCCCCCUGCCUCCGCACCAAAAGCGUCGCCGAACUGCUGGCGGUCAAGGUGGAUCAUCCCCGAUUCCUGGUGGGCUUUGCUCCGUUUGUGGAUGGCACUGUAAUAUCGCCCGGCGCCAAUCCCAUGGGCAGCACGACGUUGCCCCUGGGUUCAGCUAUUGUUAGUACUUCAGGAAUUGAAUAUGCAAACUUUCCGAAACGAGACCUCAUUUUCUGCCUUACAUCUGUGGAGUCGUAUUUGGACUUGAGUGCCCAAGACCUGGAAUUCGGCUUCAACGAGACUCGACGGGAUCGCAUCCUGCGCACUUUUGUGCGCAACAACUUUCACUAUCAUCUGAACGAGAUAUUUGCCGUUUUGAAGAACGAGUACACCGACUGGGAGAAGGCCAUACGUAAUCCUCUUAGUUCCCGAGACGCCACCCUGCAAUUCCUGAGCGAUGGCCACACGGCCUCUCCACUCAUUAAGUUGGGCUACAUGCACAGCUUGCGCGGAGGCCGGGCUUAUUUCCUGCACUUUAAACACAAAACCGUCGAGGAGGAGUACCCGCAGAGAACCGGCUCCGUGCGCGGCGAAGAUGUGCCUUUCUGGUUGGGUCUGCCCAUGUCCCCGCUCUUCCCCCACAACUACACCACUCAGGAGCGGCAAAUCGGGCGACUGAUGCUGCGAUACCUAUCCAACUUCGCUAAAACUGGCAAUCCUAAUCAAGCCACGGCAAAAUCGUCGCUGCCCAAUCCAAACGAGGUCGUGGAAGACCUGCAUCAGCAGAAAAAACGCUCCACUGGACUGACCCAUCCCAAUCUUAGCGAGGCCCUCAAUCUGGCCGUGAUCUACAACCAGCGCCGGAGCAACGCGAUGCACGAGAAGCGAUCCUACAUCCGAAGGAGACUGCGGAGCAACGAUGCAGCAGCCUUCACCCAACUGGGAGUGUCCAGUGAGCGGGAUGUGGGCAGCUAUGAUGGCGACGAGCUGCCCUUUUGGGAUGCCUACGAUGUGGUCAACCAGCUGUACGUGGAAUUGGGCAAUAAGGCCAACAUUCAGAGCCAUUAUCGCGGCCAUAAGCUGUCCAUGUGGUUGAACCUCAUCCCUCAGCUGCAUCGCCACUUCAACAUUAACGACCAGUCGAUGCGACAUCAUCAGUUCCAGGAUGACAUGAACAACAGGGAUCUCUAUGAGGGUGUGGUGCGUCCACAAUUGCAAACGAAGCCGGCGGAGGACGAUACCAUAAUCAUCAUGCAGAGGAGCAGGACAACUACGCCACCGCCUCCUCCGAAGAGUCCAAGUACAAAUGCCACGCAGGCCUUAAAUCCCAUUGCCACCGGAGCAACAACCACUACAGAGUGCGGCAUCGAUGGAGCCAUGUCCGUGUCGGAGUUAACCACCACCCAAUCGCCAAAGGACAACAGAACAGGGAUCACACGCGUCGAGACUCAAAAGGACUUGGCCACCGCCUCGACUGGGAUCAUUGGCAACCUGGAGCUGCUUCGGCGAUUUGGAGGGAAACAGUUCCAGAGCUACACCACCGCUCUGAUAGCCACCGUGGCCGUGGGCUGUUUCCUGCUCAUCCUGAAUGUCCUGAUCUUCGCCGGCAUCUAUCAUCAGCGCGAGAAGCGGGCUCGGGAUGCAAAGACCAAGGAGGAGCUGCAGGAGAGCGACAACAGCAAGAACUCCAGCAUACUGAAGCUGAACGCCUUGAUGGGCGGCAGCGGAGGAGCCGGUGGUCCCGGUCCAGGUGACUUGGCGGAUGCGUACACUCUGAGCGGAUCCGUUGUGGAGGGCAAGGGCGGGGUGGGCGUGGUGUUCGGGGAGUACAGCUGCUACGACGAGAAGACCAAGCAGCUGAAAGAGGAGAAGCUGCUGGUGGAACUGCCCCCCUCCUCCUCCACCGGCCAGACCUCCCUGAUGAUGGACACCUGGGGUCCGUGCUCCACGAGCACUUUGGAUCUGCUGAAGACCAAGCCAGGAGAUCCCAUCGAAAUGGUCACCUACAGCGCCCUGCCGACGGUCAUGGAGUCCACGUCGGCGAUGAGCAGUAAGCGGGGCUCCUUCGUGGACACCACGCUGCAGUUCAACAGUCCGCAGCAGUUCGAUUACGCAGUCCAGUCCUCGGAUCAGAUGUCCUUCAAGGCGAUAGAGGAGGCUGUCAAGGCGGCGGCCGGGAACGACUGCGAAAUCACCCGGGAUGACGACAUCCCUGAGCCGCCGCCACCACCUCGAUCCUUCCUAGCCGCCCAACAACAACAACAACAGCAGCAGCAGCAGCAGACUGGAAUCCUGCGACAAACGGGAGCGAGCGGAAGUUCCGCCACAGGAUCGGGGAGCAGCAGCGGCAAGAAACGUGUACAUAUUCAGGAAAUCUCAGUCUAGCAAUCAUAACCUUUCUAGUAACCAAUUGUGAGCCUAGUUUAAAGUAUUUAUCUAGUUACUUAUUUUGUCGAACUCGUUCGACCUGAGCUUUUCUAUUUCACAAGUAUUUUAAUUAUUUUCUUACUUUCCUAAAUGUUAGAUCGAUAAGUUCGACUCCUGUUGACUUCACCUACGUUUAUUCCUCUAUUUAUUCCCGUUCACUGCCCUAUAUUUCUGCCAAAGAAAACCAAAAUAGGUUAGUUCUGUUUUCUCAACCUCAAUGCAAAAAUCGUUGUAACUGUAUUGUGUAUGUUUGUACAUUAUGUAAAUGUUCCUUGUAGGCGUGAUUGAGAAGAUAUUAUGUAGGGAUAUUUUUUCAAGUGUUAUCAUUGUGUGUAUAGUUUAUGUUACUUUUUGGUGUACGAUUAGAAUCUCAUAUUAUUCUACUUGCUUGUUAUUUAAUAAUUAGCGAAAUCAAAAUAAUAUGACAACAAGCUUUUAAUGAUUUGUAAAAGAAAACCAGAUACUAUAACUAUGAUACACAUACUGUAUUUAAUGUAUUGUAAAAUAUUGACUCUAUUUGUAUGAAAUACAUAUGUAUUACAAAGUA
Molecule: messenger RNA, 5346 nt
Organism: Drosophila ficusphila
Lineage: Eukaryota; Metazoa; Arthropoda; Insecta; Diptera; Drosophilidae
Product: neuroligin-1
Biological process (GO): presynaptic membrane assembly; chemical synaptic transmission; modulation of chemical synaptic transmission
Cellular component (GO): synapse; cell surface; postsynaptic membrane
Molecular function (GO): signaling receptor activity; neurexin family protein binding
Source: RefSeq, a predicted model, not a curated record